AUGGAUGAUAUAUUCGAACUAAUUGAUUUUGCUCAGUUUGCUGAUGAAGAUAAUGCACCUAAAAGGUACAUCAUGGAUCAAGAAAACCCUGUAGAAUUAUUUUCUGAUCUUCAAUUUUACAAAAGAUACAGGUUUUCUAAAGAAGUAGUUAUGGAUAUUAUUAUGCCAUUAAUUACUAUUCAUCACAAUAAUAAUCGUGGUUUGCCCAUCCCACCUAUUCUACAACUCUUAACAACACUGCGGUUUAACGCAUCUUCAAACUUUCAAAUUGUAAAUGGUGACUUAAGAGGAAUUAACCAAGGAACUGUAUCAAGAAUAAUUAAAAAUAUAUCUGAAAUGUUGGCAAGUAAUGUAGAAAAUCAUGUACAUUUCCCUAGAAAUGCAGAUGAAUGGAAUAUUAUAAAAGAAAAAUUUUACCAAAUGUACAAGAUGCCGGGAAUUGGUGGAUGCAUAGAUUGUACGCAUAUCAAAAUACAAAAUCCUGGAGGUCCUGAUUCAGAAGUGUUCAGAAACAGAAAAGGAUAUUUUUCUUUAAAUGUUCAGGCUGUUUGUGUACCAUCGAUGGAAUUUUUAGAUAUAGUUGUAAGAUGGCCAGGAAGCUACCAUGAUAGCUUUAUAUUUAGUGGAAGCCAUGCAAACAAAUACUUUUCUGAAAGUAUUGACCAUGUGUUAUUGCUUGGAGAUGGAGGUUAUCCAUGUAAACCUUAUUUGUUUACACCUUUAAGAACCCCUGUAACACCAUCAGAGCGAAAGUAUAAUAAAUGUCAGAUUAGAACAAGAAAUAUAAUAGAACGGACAUUUGGAAUAUGGAAAAGAAAAUUUCCUUGUUUGAGAAGAUGUCUUGCUAAUGCACCUGGUACAACUGUAAAUAUUAUUCUUUCUUGUGCAUUACUUCACAACAUCUCUCGAAAAUAUAAUCAAUAUACUACAGACAGUGAUGAAGAAGAGGAAGACUUAGAAGAGGAAGAUGGUGAAGUUGCUGGAGAAAUUGACCACAGUAUACUAGGACCUGCAGCAAGACAAGCUUAUAUCAUAAGGCAUUUCAGUUAA
Molecule: messenger RNA, 1050 nt
Organism: Myzus persicae (green peach aphid)
Lineage: Eukaryota; Metazoa; Arthropoda; Insecta; Hemiptera; Aphididae
Product: putative nuclease HARBI1
Exons: 5
Coding region: 1-1050 (349 amino acids)
Source: RefSeq, a predicted model, not a curated record